Spizellomyces punctatus DAOM BR117 is the source of this 4637-nucleotide messenger RNA. RefSeq lists its product as uncharacterized. Bases 15 to 4427 code for a protein of 1470 amino acids. Gene Ontology annotation, molecular function: GTPase activator activity. The record is from RefSeq and is a predicted model, not a curated record. The transcript has 23 exons. Gene Ontology annotation, biological process: activation of GTPase activity; regulation of small GTPase mediated signal transduction. NCBI's taxonomy places the organism in Eukaryota, Fungi, Chytridiomycota, Chytridiomycetes, Spizellomycetales, Spizellomycetaceae.
AGAUUUUCGCCAACAUGUUCAUCGACCGAGCUGCGCAGCUUGGGCUACUUCAGCAUGACCCCGAAUCAAGUAUCCUCACUGGAUUCCCAUUGGGAGUUAAAAAGAAGCUUAUCCAUGAGGUCACACAAUGCCUCCUACCCAACUCUCCCCUACUUCCGGAUCCAUCAUCUCUCCUCACCUCUCCAGCGCACGUUCGAUGGGCGAUGGAAGUCAUUGGACAGGGAUUUGCUCUGCCGAUUGAGGAUGUGGGAAUAAUACAUCAGACUAUUGCCGUUUACUCUAAUUGGUUGCUGGAUCCGAGUACUCUGCCAAGUGCUAUCCAGGAGCGGAAGGGCUCGGAUGUAGAGCAAAAGUUUUGGCAGACAAUCUUUCAACAAUUCUCUCUCCUCUUCCAACCGCGUUCACGUACCGAGAUGGCCUACAGCCCCUGGCUCCAAGACCGCUCAAAAAAUAAACUUGACCCCGACGACACCGAUCCCCUCACACUACACGUUGAUUUGUGCCAUGGAGUCCUCAAAAUCCUUACAUCAGCAGGACGCGAACUUGGCUCAGAGUUCUCCGAGGAGACCUGGAUCGUGCUAUUAAAAGUCAUGAUUGGAAUUUCUGACUGUUUGUUGCGAGAGCCGAUGGAGAAGGAAAAGAGUGCUGGAGAUUCCCUUGCCAAAGGGGACAAGCAUCAGUCGAAUGUAUAUGAGGGCGAGGAUGCGGGACCGAGGAUGGCGGAUGAGUUGUGUGAGCACUUGAUUAGGGUGCUUGUUGAGCUAUGGCUGCGAUCCAACCUCAAACCAGUCUACAUGUGGGAUCAUCUAAAGAGAUACUUUACUCUUUGGACCCAUCGCGUGAAAGUGAUCCGCCAAUGGAGCGCCACAAUAUUUGCACUUACCCAAAGAGUCGCAGGGCUUUUGUACGGAACAAAAGAAGGAGCGGAAAAUGUUCAUAUCUCCAUCGACUCGUAUAGCGUAACACUGGAUUUACCACCAGAUUUUGUUUAUUAUGCAUGGCACCGUAUGAUAUAUCUGAUCGGAAAUCCAAAUGCCCUGCGUGCGGCGAAUUUUGAAGUGGCCAUCAAGGGAAUCGCGAGAGUGGUACAUGUAUGGCACUCGAUAGGCAUCGAUGCUGAUCCUUUGGAUGGUACUGUUUCGACUAUCCCUGACGGAAAUACGCUCCUGCACAUGUUGGGCGGAUGGCUUUUUGAGGCCGCGCCCAAGAUGGGACCCGAGUAUGCAGAAGGGAAAGCUGAAGCACUGGGAAUUCUGUGCCGGAUAUUCUGCCAACCGCAACGACGACGGAAAUUUCUGAGGACGUAUCUGGAGCGCUUUUACACUGCCCUCAAGGAUGGCCUACGCAGCGACGCCCCAUCGCUCACUGCCAUUAUGCUCAAUACCGGAGAGCUAUUCGUCCGCGACUUGGAAGGCGUUCGUCUUUUAGCCCCAGACUUUGUCAUUGCGCUUCGCCGAAUCUUGCCAACGCUGCCCCCAGUCUUUAACGCCAAAGUUGACCCAGAGGACCUACGACGCGCCGCGUAUAGAGUCAUGGGCUGCAUACUGGGCCUUCCAAAUCAUUUUGACGAGGUGCCUGUCGGUACUGGAUGGGAAAUGUAUGAUCAAUAUAAUAGGCAUGCGGGCGGCGCUGAAGAAGUGGUUUUGUCCAAAAUGAUUAAAGCAAUGUACGCAAAGUCGGAUGAUGCUACUACUUCCUCUGGUGACGAUAUUUCGGAAUCAACUUUUAGAACGCUGAAAUCCCAUAUUUUGGAAGUCCUUCUCACCUCACUCAUUGUCGAACAUUCUCCAGUCAAUGCUCGUUAUGUCCUUCAUUUAUUGAAUACAUUUGUAGCGGAAGAUGCGGCAUUUUGUCCAGGACUUCCAGCAUUAGCGGUCAAAACAAUACAAGAAAAGCUUAUCAGUGGCUGGCCACCUGAUGUGAUGAAAACUGCUUUUCAGGCGCUCAACCACUUUGCGGCGUUUUAUAAAUACAUUCGCCGGGAUAAUAAGAGCUGUCCAAGAGAGCUCGUGCUGACUCUUUGCAGAUAUAUUGAUACGAGCCUGCUGGAAGAUAACCUCGUGGCAGUUCAAUCGCUGAUUAUCAGCGCGUACGACUGUAUGAUCCGCUGGGCAGUUGUCGGACAAUGGAUAGUGGAUGACCGAGAUUGCCACAAUGCAGUGAUUGCAACGCUGUGUCGCGGUAUUGGUGUAUUGGAGCGAGAUGACGACUUUGCAGCAGUCAGCAAUGGAACUAGCGCCCAUGCGAUAUCGCAUUCUCACGGUCUGUCCUCAAGCUCCACAGGAGGAAGCGUCAAAGAUGCUGGCAACGGUUUGAGCAGUAGCGAUAGGGAACGUGUUCCUACAGUCGCAAGUGUGCAAUCAAUUAUCGCUAGUGUGAAUGAUAAGAAAAAAGCCCAGCGCCAUUCCAUGGCUGCGUCAAAACUGAUUCCAAAACUGCGAUCAUCGACUGUUCCCAUUUCGACAACACCACCCGUCAGCACGGGAACAAAGGAUGGUGGACUUGGUCUUCCCACCUUUGCGAACUUGACCGCAGAAAUGAUGAUCAAAAGUGCGGCUGAGAUGGGUAUGGCGCACAUGUUGAACCAGUUGGGUAACUUUCCGCCAUACGGAGAGGUCACAGGAGUUACGCGUAUCAGCAGUAUAUGGAAUGAGGAAGCUGAAGUUCGAAGGAUUGUCGGUGUUCGUGACCGUUUAAAGGCAAUGAGGACCACAAAAUUGGACGUCGAACAGUUAAUACCUGCUCCCCAAAUCCAAUCACCUGAGGAUAUCGGCGGCGAUGUUGGAAUCUCCGACUAUAGGCGUUACAUUCGGUACUAUGCAUACGAUCGAAGAGUGAUCAUGGGUAUCAUUGAGACGCCGCAUUGGGCGGUAGAGGACGACCUAACCACGGGGAAUGGCCGCCCUCUAUCAGAAAACAGAACUGGCAAGAUCUUAACCCCAAGAAUGACUUUGGUAUUACGGGAGAGUACCGGUAAAUACACAUGGAUGACCUCCCUCAAGUACACGGACGAGAGCAAAACAAUUUCAUCUCCUCAUGCUAGUACGGAAUCAGCUCUUGUUCUGCGUUCCACUUCCGAAAUCACCGUAUCUCCACAGCAUCAUGGGGUAAAUCCCCAACUGGUUUUAUCACCCACCACAACUGGACGUCAUUUCACACCGGCUCCAUACCCGUAUACACCUCGCAACGCAUCCGUCGUUGAGUUCCAUUCUAUUAACGACUCUAGUAUACCGUCAUUGGAUGAUAUCAUACCACUUGGAAGCGAUAGUUCACGCUGUCAUGGUGUUGUCAAGGCAAUUACGGAAAAAUGGACAAAGCAAGAACAGGAACGAGCAAAAGAGGUGCUCAAAAGUGAAUCUUACCGAUGUCCGACUGCUGUAACCCCACCACGACCUGUCGAUCUCACUGACCCCGACCUAGGUCCGCAAUCCUUUCGUUUGUUUUUGGGUCAAUUGGGAUUUUUGACGCCGGAAAGUCAAUCAAAGUUAUGGCCGCUACAAAUGUCGGAUGCUCUGCUGAAAGAUUUGCAAAAGAUUGAUGGGAUGCCCGAGCGCGAUUGCAUGAGCAUGUGUGUAUUAUUUUGUCGGUCUGGGCAUGAGUCGCUGGAUGAUAUCCUUGGACACCGAACUGUUAGUCACGACUUUGAUGAGUUUGUCCACUGUCUUGGAUGGCCGGUGGACUUGUCCUCUCACACUGGAUAUAAAGGGAACUUGGAUAAGUCAAUAUGCGCUACUGCACCCUACUUUGCUAGCCGGCACGCAGAAGUCAUUUUCCAUUCACCGUACUAUAUCCGUGAUGGCCACGUCUCUGGGCAGGACUUGGACGGGAUAUCCGAUACCACUCCAUCUACCAACUCCCGCGAUGUCCAGUCUUCCAUGGGAACGUCAGGUCACCGGCCAUUCAUAGAUACAACCCGUCGUCCUACAAGUGGUCAUUUCCCAAGCGGACAUGAAGUAGAGUCCCCGACAUUGUCGCAACGACCGUGGCCCAAUGAGCCAAACAGGCCACGCGCAUCCUUUUUUACCGACGUUGCUCACGAGGACCUUAUUUACAUAGUAUGGGUUGAAGACAUGCAUCGAUACACAUCUAUACCACGGAAGCUGAGUCGAACAGCGGCGCAACUGUUCAUUUUCGUGCAUCCGCUACCACAUACUCCAGGGAUGUACUUUAUCCGAGUCGUCUCAAACAGUUUGAGUUUUGAGGACUUGAUGAAUAUAGGACCGCUAUUAGAUGGCAUGGUCAUCAGCCGGCAUAUACUUGGCAUGUUGGUACGGACAACGGCAAUAAGCGGCCACAAGUAUUGUCGAACAAUAAAGGGGACGUUCCGAAGACCCCCUCUGAUACGACGGCACCAUAUUGAAGAAGUCUGUAAUAGACAUAAAACAAACAUGUCCAUUGGACGGUUUUAUGCUGAUUUAUUUACAUAAUCACUUGGAGGGAUGGGUAUAUUCUUUUGUAGGCUGGAAAACGUCCACUUUUGUGUAGAACGCUCUUCAUUUGUUUAUAUAUCGCACUUGUAAAUGUAUGGGGGAUGAGAAAGAUCUAUACAGCAAACAUCAUCGUUCAGGUAGACCAUUUGUUUAAACCAUGAUCGUGAUUCGAACCAAUUCUAUUCAGCCACGUAAGCAAAGCUUGAA